This is a messenger RNA of Peromyscus californicus insignis, 2206 nucleotides long. It is a transcript of the gene Hsdl2, whose product is annotated as hydroxysteroid dehydrogenase like 2. NCBI's taxonomy places the organism in Eukaryota, Metazoa, Chordata, Mammalia, Rodentia, Cricetidae. The record is from RefSeq and is a predicted model, not a curated record. The transcript has 11 exons. Bases 114 to 1436 code for a protein of 440 amino acids. Gene Ontology annotation, cellular component: mitochondrion.
AGCGGGCCUCGGGGCGGGGCCGGGGGCGCGGCUAAAUGAGGAGGGAAGGUUCGCCUGUCACUCACGGCUCGCCGCUGUCCUGCUGCUACCAAGUCCUCUGAGCUGCGAAGGUCAUGCUGCCCAACACCGGGAAGCUAGCGGGAUGCACGGUUUUCAUCACAGGUGCAAGCCGGGGCAUCGGCAAAGCUAUUGCGUUGAAAGCAGCGAAGGAUGGAGCAAAUAUUGUAAUUGCUGCGAAGACCGCCCAAACACACCCGAAGCUCCCAGGCACGAUCUACACAGCUGCUGAGGAAAUUGAAGCCGCUGGAGGAAAGGCCUUGCCAUGUGUUGUUGACGUGAGAGAUGAGCAGCAAAUCAACAGUGCAGUGGAAAAAGCUGUCGAGAAAUUCGGAGGAAUUGAUAUUUUGGUGAACAAUGCGAGUGCUAUUAGCUUGACCAACACAUUGGAUACUCCUACAAAGAGAGUGGACUUGAUGAUGAGUGUGAACACCAGGGGCACCUACCUUACAUCCAAAGCAUGUAUUCCUUUUUUAAGAAAGAGCAAAGUAGCUCAUAUUCUCAAUCUCAGCCCACCCUUGAACCUAAAUCCUCUGUGGUUCAAACAGCACUGUGCCUAUACCAUUGCCAAAUAUGGCAUGUCUAUGUGUGUGCUUGGAAUGGCAGAAGAAUUUAGAGGUGAAAUUGCAGUCAAUGCCUUAUGGCCUAAAACAGCUAUACAUACUGCUGCUAUGGAUAUGCUUGGAGGAGCUGGUAUUGAAAGCCAGUGUAGAAAAGCGGACAUCAUUGCGGAUGCUGCAUAUUCCAUUUUCAAAAGGCCAAAAAGUUUUACUGGAAACUUCAUUCUUGAUGAAAAUAUCUUAAAAGAAGAAGGAAUAAGCAAUUUUGAUGUCUAUGCGAUUGUACCAGGCCAUCCCUUGAUACCAGAUUUCUUCUUAGAUGAACACCCAGAUGAAACUAUGAAGAAAACAGAGUCACAUGAUCCUGUGCCACAAGUAAAAGAAGAGAAGCCACAGCCACAGCCACAGUUGCAGCCACAGCCACAGCCACAGCCACAGCCACCACCACAGCUGCAGCCACAGCCACCACCAAAACCACAUUUUGGAGCUGUGGAAGAAACAUUUAGAAUUGUUAAGGAAUCUCUCAGUGAUGAGGUCGUUCGAGCCACACAAGCAGUCUAUCAGUUUGAACUCUCAGGGGAAGAUGGUGGCACAUGGUUUCUUGAUCUGAAGAGUAAGGGUGGGAAAGUUGGACAUGGAGAGCCCUCCAAUCGGGCAGACGUGGUGAUGAGUAUGACCACUGAUAACUUUGUCAAAAUGUUCUCAGGGAAACUAAAGCCAACCAUGGCAUUCAUGUCGGGAAAACUGAAGAUUAAAGGAAACAUUGCCCUCGCAAUCAAACUGGAGAAGCUAAUGACCCAGAUGAACGCCAGACUGUGAAGGACAAGGGCGAAAGCAUUGACUCUUCUCAGAAGUAAAAAGCUCAAGAGUUAACAUCAGAUGUUUCCUCCACUGUCUUAUAAGGACACAUAUGUUUGUUCUGGAAAAAAGUAGAAUUUCUGUAUCUAUAUAACUUGAAAUUGUAAUUAAAACAACUAACCAAUUAAGUACAAGUUUCAUUAAGUGGCAUCUACACUCAUUGCUUUUUUGCAGGAAAACUACAUAUCAUGAACAACUAAUCAGUAUCAAGCAAUAGAAUUAGCUAUUUACAAAAAUUCUUAUGUAAAAUGAAGUUACUUUAUCUUCACAAAGACAGUUGGGUGAAGAACUACAAUGUAUCUCUUACCCACUGCCCCUGCCUUUUUUUUUUAAGGACCUUUGUUUUUCCCAGCAGUGUUUAUUAGACUUCAGUGUAUAAUACUUGCAGGCAAAAUUGUGUUUAACUUAUCACAAGCAUUUUACAUUAUUGAUACUAUUCUAGAUAUCUUUAAAUUUUCAGCUUUUCCUUUUUUUUCCAGAUAGGAUAACCCAGCUGGCCUUGAACUCAGGUCAGUCCUCCUGCCCCAGCGUCUUAGUGCUAUGAUGACAGAUGUGAGCCAUGAUGCCUAGCUAAAUUGAGUAUUCAGUGCUAACAUAUGGAAAUAUAAAUUUGUUGGUAUGUCUUAUGCCAUGUAAUAGUUAGAUCUACUCACUACCUUUAGCAGCUUUAAAAACAGAUUCUUUAAAUCAUGUUAUAUUCAAAUAAAGAUGAAUUUAUCUCUUUUUUUUCA